AUGACCAGAUGGAGAGUUUGCAUGGACUACCAGAAGUUAAACAGUGCUACGUGCAAGGACCAUUUCUCUAUGCCUUUUAUUGAUCAAAUGCUUGAUCGGCUAGCAAGAAGGUCAUUCUAUUGCUUCAUGGAUGGAUAUUACAGAUAUAACCAAAUCAAUAUCGCAUUGGAAGAUCAAGAGAAGACGACAUUCACAUGCCCAUAUGGGACUUUUGCUUUUAGUCGUAUGUUAUUUGGGCUAUGCAACGCUCUGGCUACUUUCCAAUGGUGCAUGAUGUUAAUCUUCUCGGACAUGGUGGAAUAUUUCUUAGAGGUGUUUAUGGAUGAAUUCUCUGUAGUGGGUGAUUCCUUUGAGCAUUGUCUUGACAAUCUUAGGCAAGUGCUCAAAAGAUGUGAAGAACAAACCUUGUGCAAAUUGGGAGAAAUGUCACUUCAUGGUGGACGAGAGCAUGGUAUUAGGCCACAAAAUUUCCAAACAAGGCAUAGAGGUUGA
Molecule: messenger RNA, 492 nt
Organism: Nicotiana tabacum (common tobacco)
Lineage: Eukaryota; Viridiplantae; Streptophyta; Magnoliopsida; Solanales; Solanaceae
Source: RefSeq, a predicted model, not a curated record